Recurvomyces mirabilis is the source of this 756-nucleotide messenger RNA. RefSeq names its product Ubiquinone biosynthesis protein coq9, mitochondrial (gene COQ9). Gene Ontology annotation, cellular component: mitochondrial inner membrane. The transcript has a single exon. The record is from RefSeq and is a predicted model, not a curated record. The coding region runs from base 1 to 756 and encodes 251 amino acids. Gene Ontology annotation, molecular function: lipid binding. Gene Ontology annotation, biological process: ubiquinone biosynthetic process. Lineage: Eukaryota; Fungi; Ascomycota; Dothideomycetes; Mycosphaerellales; Teratosphaeriaceae.
AUGUCUACUCCACUGGCCCUGCGCUCCAUCUUGCGCGCCCCUGCGGCCCUCCGACCACUACUCCUCCAGCAAUCCUCCCGAGCACUAUACCACUCCUACGAGCACGACGCUCCCCCAGCCUACCGGGAUCCCGAGAAUGCCAUCCUAUCUUCAGCUCUAGCCCAAGUACCUACCCACGGCUUCACGCAAGAGGCUCUGACUCUGGGAGCGAGAGACGCCGGAUACCUGGAUAUCUCCACCAACCUCUUCCCCAAAGGACCCUUCGAGAUCGUGAAGUACCACCUCGUCACGCAACGCCUAGGCCUGAAAGACCGAGUCCAGUUCCCCGACGACAAAACAGGCGUGGGCAAACGAGUCCGAAGUCUCGUCCUCGAACGCCUCCGCGCCAAUGUCGAGACGGGAGUCCUACCUCAAUGGCAACAAGCCCUCGCGCUCAUGUCCCUCGCCGAGAACAUCCCCGCCUCGCUCCGCGAACUUUCUGCCCUGUCAGAUGAGAUCUGGUUCCUGGCUGGGGAUGUGAGUGUGGAUGGGUCGUGGUAUACCAAGCGGGCUUCGCUUGCGGCUGUGUAUGCGGCGACGGAGGUUUAUCAGACGACGGAUCAGAGUACGGAGUUCAGGGAUACUGGGUUGUUUUUGGAUCGGAGGUUGGAGGAGGUUAGGACUGUUGGGGGGGUGGUGGGGAGUACGAUUCAGUGGGCGGGAUUUCAGGCGGGGGCUGUGGUGAAUUUGAUGAGGAGUAAGGGGGUUAAGAUUUGA